CUUUCAGAGUGUAAUACUGACUGGGGAAAACAACAAGGGUCUUCAUGCAUCAUGUCACUAAUACCACCAGACAGUGGAGUGUACUGGUGUGAGUCUGGGUCUGGAGAACACAGCAAUGCUGUCAACAUCACAGUACAUGCUGGAGCUGUGAUCCUGGAGAGCCCUGCCCUUCCUGUGACUGAGGGAGAUUCUGUGACUCUGCGCUGCAGAUAUCAGGGAACUCCCUCUAACCUCACAGCUGAUUUCUACAAAGAUGGAUCCCUCAUCAGGACUGAGACUACAGGAGAGAUGACCAUCCCUGCAGUAUCCAAGUCAGAUGAAGGACUCUACAAGUGUACCAACUCUGAAGGAGAAUCACCAGAGAGCUGGAUGACUGUGACAGAUGGAGCUGUGAUCCUGGAGAGCCCUGCCCUUCCUGUGACUGAGGGAGAUUCUGUGACUCUGCGCUGCAGAUAUCAGGUAACUCCCUCUAACCUCACAGCUGAUUUCUACAAAGCAUAA
Salvelinus namaycush (lake trout) is the source of this 501-nucleotide messenger RNA. RefSeq names its product low affinity immunoglobulin gamma Fc region receptor II-a-like. Gene Ontology annotation, molecular function: transmembrane signaling receptor activity. Gene Ontology annotation, biological process: cell surface receptor signaling pathway. The record is from RefSeq and is a predicted model, not a curated record. NCBI's taxonomy places the organism in Eukaryota, Metazoa, Chordata, Actinopteri, Salmoniformes, Salmonidae. The transcript has 3 exons. Bases 52 to 501 code for a protein of 149 amino acids.